Molecule: messenger RNA, 5524 nt
Organism: Arachis stenosperma
Lineage: Eukaryota; Viridiplantae; Streptophyta; Magnoliopsida; Fabales; Fabaceae
Product: pentatricopeptide repeat-containing protein At5g55740, chloroplastic
Exons: 4
Coding region: 33-2558 (841 amino acids)
Biological process (GO): RNA modification
Molecular function (GO): protein binding; RNA binding
Source: RefSeq, a predicted model, not a curated record
AAAAAGAAAAAACAAACAGAAAAAGAAAAACUAUGGCUGCUACUCUCCUGACACCAAACACGGCUUUACAACUUCCCCAUUCCAAACCCCAAAGUCCGACAACGAACUUUUGCAGCCUCAAACCACCCAAACACAUAAUAAAACCUGUAAACACUCAACACAACUACCACUCCUCUCUCUGCCUCUGCCAAACUGUUGACGCACUCACGGAUGAGCACUCCAAAGGUCUCCACGUGGCAUGCCGCAUCUACGAAGACCUCCUCCAGUGUUCCAUCGACCAGCGAGCUCUUCAUCUUGGCCUUCAACUUCACGCUCAAGUGAUUAAAAACGGUUAUUAUUACACUGAUGGGAAGAAAGAGUACAUUGAGACGAAGCUGGUGAUUCUCUACACAAAAUGCGGUUCCGUCGAGGCAGCCAACGGUGUCUUUCAUAGGAUGCAGAAACAGAACAUCUUUUCUUGGGCUGCAAUCAUUGGGAUGCACUCUCGAAAUGGUAGUUGCGAGGAGGCUCUGCACUGUUAUGUUCAGAUGCUAGAAAGUGGGUUCCUCCCAGAUAACUUUGUUGUCCCGAAUGCAUUGAAGGCUUGCAGUGUUCUUGGCUGGGUCAGGUUUGGGAGGGGUGUUCAUGGGCUUGCUGCAAAGAUGAUGGGUUUUGAUGGGUGUGCCUUUGUUGCGAGUAGCCUAGUUGACAUGUAUGGGAAAUGCAGGGUUUUAGAGGAUGCACAAAAGGUGUUUGAUUCUAUGCUUGAGAAGAAUGUUAUUGCUUGGAACUCAAUGGUUGCGGUUUAUAUGCAGAAUGGGAUGAACCGCGAAGCAAUUGGACUAUUUCAGAAGAUGAUGUUGGACGGUGUUGAACCAACCCUGGUUUCUUUGGUGGGUUUCCUUUCGGCCUGUGCCAAUUUGGAGGCCGUCGAGGAAGGAAGACAAGGACAUGCACUUGCUAUUUUAGGAGGAUUUGAGUUAGAGAGCAUUUUGGGUAGCACUGUGGUGAACUUCUAUUUUAAGGUGGGUUUGGUUGAGGAGGCUGAGCUUGUGUUUAGACGAAUGGUUGUAAAAGAUGUGGUCACAUGGAAUUUGAUUAUAUCUAGUUAUGUAAGAUGUGGGGAGGUUGAGAAGGCAAUUGAGAUGUGCCAUAUGAUGACAGAAGAAAAUUUGAGGUUUGAUUGUAAGACGCUCUCAUCUUUAUUGCACAUUGCUGCAGAUACAAGAGAUGUAGGACUUGGUAUGGAGGCACACGGGCAUUGCAUUAAGUGUAGCUUCGAUUUUGAUGUGGUUAUUACAAGCGGCAUCAUGGACAUGUAUGCAAAAUGUGGGAGAAUUGAUUAUGCAAGACGAGUUUUCGGUGUUGCCAGAGAAAAGGAUAUUGUGGUGUGGAAUACAAUGUUGGCAGCGUAUGCAGAGUUAGGUCUGAGUGAUGAGGCUUCUAACUUGUUCUUUCAAAUGCAGCAGGAGAACACCCUACCAAAUGUGGUUUCAUGGAAUUCUGUGAUCUUCAGUUUCUUCCAAAGUGGUGAAGUUGUUGAGGCACAAAAUAUGUUAUCAGAAAUGUACUACUCAGGUGUUAAGCCUAACAUGAUCACCUGGACAACUGUUAUAUCUGGUUUCGCUAAGAAUGGUUGUGGUUAUGAAGCUUUUCAGGCUUUCCGGAAAAUGCAGGAAGCAGGUAUGAAACCUAACAGCAUAAGCAUAACUUCUGCACUCUUAGCAUGCAAAAGUAUGGCAUUACUAAAAUAUGGAAAGGCAAUACAUGGGUAUGUAAUGAGGAGUGGCAUGUUUCUCUCUCUUCAUAUCACAACCUCUAUAAUAGACAUGUAUGCAAAAUGUGGAAAUUUGGAAUAUGCAGUAUGUGUUUUCACUCUGUGUUCCAGAAAACAAAUUGCUGUCUACAAUGCAAUGAUAUCUGCCUAUGCAUCACAUGGUCAAGCUAUGGAAGCACUUACUCUUUUUAAACAAUUGGAGAAAGAAUGUAUGGUACCAGAUCACAUAACUAUUACAAGUGUCUUAUCAGCAUGCAGCCAUGCAGGAUUGGUGAAUGAAGCUUUAGGUGUUUUCAAAUAUAUGGUCUCUGGACUUCAUAUGCAGCCAAAUGAGGAACAUUUUGGCUGCUUAAUUAAACUGCUUGCUGAUGAUGGCCAAUGGGAUGAAGCUUUUAGGGUUAUUUUAACAAUGGCAACCUAUCCAGAUGCACAUAUGUUAGGAUCUUUGCUUACAGCUUGUGGACAACACCAGGAGACCGAACUUGCAGCUCGUAUAGCAAAGUGGUUAAUGAAUUUGGAGCCGGAAAAUGCAGGUAAUUAUGUGGCUCUUUCAAAUGUCUAUGCAGCUGAAGCAAGAUGGGAUAAAGUAUCGAUUGUAAGGCGCCUAAUGAAAGAGAAGGGCCUAAGAAAAAUUCCUGGAUGUAGCUGGAUUGAAGUUGGACAAGAACUUCAUGUGUUUACUGCUGGUGAUAGAUCGCACCCUGAAAAUGAUGAAAUUUAUAUCCUAUUGAAUUUGCUGGGAUUGGAAAUUCAGUCUACAAAGUAUGACCCGUAUAAUACUGAGGCAACAUCCUCCACUUGACCACAUUGGAUAUUUAAAGUGACUAUCAUAUUACAAAAUUCAUUUGGAAGAAAGAAACUUGUGUUAAAUGUUAUCGGAUGGUACCAAAGAACCUAGAACAAAGAGGUAGCCUCGUGAUAGUCAUCUGCUUUUGCUGUCACCGUUGCUGCCUGCGUCUUUCCGAUUCACCGCUUCUCCUCUCGCCACUUCCUGCAUUGUCUUGUCUCUCCUCUUGCUGUCGCUCUGCUGUUCUGCUUCUUCUCAGAUUUUAUUUUUGGUACACAUGGACAUGGACUGCUCUUUUUUGACGAACAUAGUACAUUGCAAUGCCAAUUAAAGGCAGUAUAUGUAUUUAGCAGCAGCUUCUAGCAUGAUCCCAAAUAGAAGAUGAGAGUUGUUGCCUGCUUGAUAACUAGAUAGUAGAAUUAUUUGUUGUGUUCUGAAUUCUGAAUUAUUAUGUUCAGGUUAAUCCACACAUUGAAGCAAUGGUGGAAUUGUUAAAGAGACAAUACUUUGUAAUAGUUGAGAUGGUGGGUAUGGCUAGGAGUGGCUUUGUUAGUAUGAUAAAGAUAAAAUGAUUGUGGUGGAGUAACAAAUUUCCAAUGAAUGGUAGAAUGUAAAUUCUCAACUUUUCGUAAGUACAAGUGCAUAUGUCUUAGCUUUUUAAUAUUUAUUGUUUACUUAUUUUUCUUUUAAUUUCAGUCCCAUCCUAAUGAUAAUGGCAUAUGCAACAAACUCUUUCCACAUUUUGGAAAGUUGAGAGUAGCAUUUGGUAGAGAUAGCUCUAGCAGUUGCUAUAUGGAGGCUAAGCGCCAAGCAGACUUGACUGACUUGCUACUUGGAUGCUAAGCGCAAAGCAAACUUGACUGACUUGCAAGUGAGUGGAAACAUCCAUACAAAUUUGGAUGAAAUUGAAACUGAAUAUGAAGCUGAUUCUCAAAAAAUGAUGGAAAAAGAAGCAAAAAGCACAAAAGAAGCAAAGGAAGCUGGUGUACCACUUGGUGCUAUAGACGUGGCACGCCAAGCUUAUGAAACAGAAAGGGUGCUCAACAUUACACAAUGGGCAUGGCACGCCAAUUAUAUUUUUCAGAGAAGGAAGGAAGUUGCAUCACUAUGGGCGUGCCACUUGGUGCUAUUGGCGUGGCACGCCAAACUUCUGAAGUCAAGAUCUCAAAGAAGGCGUGUCACUUGGUAUUUUGGGUGUGGCACGCCAGGCUUUGGUUCCAGAGAAGUGAUUUUGUCCAGCACUAUGGGCGUGGCACGUCGGGGCAUAUGCCAACCUGACCUUCUCUCAUUCAAAUGAAGAUAUCUUGAGCUACACAACUCCAAAUGAGGCGAUUUUAGUGCCAUAAGAAAGUACACAUCCAAAGCUUUCCAACCAUAUAUAACACUUUAUAAUGGACUUUGGAAUUGAGGAAGAUAUUGACACUGAAAACACAAGGAGCACAACACGUUCUUGCAGAGUUACCAGCCUGACCUCUUCAUCUUUAAAGGAACAUAACUUGAGUUGUAGAGGUCCAAAUGAUGUGAUUUUGGUGGCGUUGGAAAGCUGACAUUUAGAGCUUUCCAACGAUAUAUAAUACUCUAUAGUGGACAUUAAAUAUGGAGGUAAAAAAGGCCAUUAUUUCAGCGUUGCAAACCUGGGUGUGGCACGCCAGCUCGAGGGCGUGGCAUGCCAAUUCCUUUCCUAAAAUGCGCGUGGCACGCUAGGUCUUGGGUGUGGCAUGCCAGUUCUAAUGGCCAGAGAGAAAGAUUUAGUGCAUUAUUGAAGGCGUGGCACGCCAGUUUUACAACACAGGGGGCGUGGCAUGCCAAGAAUGGCGUGGCAGACCGGGGUAUUUGACAUACUGACUUUUUCACUUUCAAAUGGACAUAACUUGAGUUACAGAAGUCCAAAUGAGUUGAUUCUAGUGGCGUUAGAAAGCUGACAUCUAGGGUUUUCUAACAAUAUAUAAUACUUUAUAGUGGACAUUCAAUUUGAGACUCAAACAACUCCAUACUUUCAACGUUGCAAAGUGGGUCACAAUCCAAAGAGCAAAUUCUAUUGGGCGUGGCACUUGAACCCACACGCCAACUUCUCCUUGCAGUGCCCAACAUUCAUCCAAGCCCACUCCAACUCUCAUUCAAGCCACAAUUGUCAACCAAUCAAGGCCACCAGAAGCAUCUAGAAUAGUUCAAUUUUCAUUUCAUUGUAAUUUGCUUUUAAUUUUAUUUAAGUUUGUAAUUAGGAGAGUCUAUAUAAAUGCCUUAGUUUCAUAGAAAUGGGAACAUUUUCUGCUAGGGAGAGGUCUUCGGACUCCCUCUUCUCACCAUUCUCUCCUCUUCCACUUUUUUACCUGUAAAUAUUUUAGUUAUAAGUCAAUAACUCUUUCCAUUGGAAAAGAGAGUUCUAUUGUUCUUCAACUUUUCUUUGAUUUGCUUGAAGGAUUUUCGUUUUUCAUGUUAGCAUUCAAUUAUCUUGGAAAAGAGAUUGAAUGUAUUUGGGUUUUAUGUGAACCUUGGAAGAGGAAUCAUAAAAUUAUGCUUGAAAUUCCUUGUUACACUUAAGUAGAUUUGGGUUUUGGGUUUGAUAUUGUGACAUUUAAUCUACUAACUACUUGGGUCUAUGAGGAUGUGUGGUAUAAUCAGGGAACAAGCUUCAUCUUCUCUCAUGAGCAACUAGACCAAGAAAUUGGCUAUUGAUCAAGAUUGGGGAGAUUGAGUUACCAAGAAAUUGGGACUCAAUCACUCAUGAUUGUCAAGAGGCCAAUGAGUUGCAUGAUUGAAGAUGAGAUGAAACCAAUUAAUCCGGAGAAUGCAAUAUUUCUUGAUCUCGAUAUUUAUUUUAUUUUUUUUCUUUUAUUUACUUUAUGGUUAUUUACAUUUUUUGCACUUUACAUUUCCAGCACUUUACUUUCUUGUACUUUACAUUUAUGCCAUUUACUUUCUUGCACUUUAUUGAUUUCCUUUACUUUCAUACAGUUUACAUUUCUUGUUGCUCAUCAUCC